AUGCCCGAAAAGAAGAGGAAGAGAAGCGGAGAGAAUGGAGAGCGGCCGAAGAAGAAGACUGCCACUGCGCCAUCAGGAAAUGUGCAGAUCGAGCUGCUAGAGAAUAAGGAAGCGCUGGGCCCGCUGCUUGCGGCUACUCCAGGUCUCUCGUUCCCGAAGCGCACUACAUUCACCCCCUACAAGCACACCAAGAUCCUCCCCCAAGGCGACACCACCCAACUACUACUCCAGUCCUCCGAACACGCCCGCCUCGACUACCUCGCACAAGAAGAGCGGGAUGGAAGUUCAGAGAGCCAUCUCAAAGACUACGUUGGCGUCUUCGACCCCGCCACCAACAAGCUGCAGAUUGUGCCCGUGAAACGAGUUGUAGUGCGGAGCACACUGCGCAGUGAGAUGGACCAAAUGCGGGAAGAGCAGGCACAACUGGAAGCACGCCAAAACACCAUGGCGGCCAAGAGAUAUGCUCUCGCCGCCGAGUUUGGAUCCAAGAAAUCGAGAAAGGCGCUCGAGGAGAGGACCCUCAACGCCAUUCGCAGUGGCAACGCUGACGACCCAAGCGCAAUCAGGAACGAGUCGGUCGCCGAAAACGUACUGCAGAACAUGGCUUCUUCGACUGUCGCCAUGCCUUCCAAGGCACAGCACGAGGCUGCCAUAGACAGCUCCAAGCCGCGCCCGACGCCCAACCUUGCAGCCGAAUACCCAGGCGACGUCUACACCAUCGACACCGUAGUUGGCUCCGAGCUCAUGACUAUGCUCGACGUCAAAGACUGGGUAGCAGCAUCGGCCGCCGGCGAGGGAGUAGCUGUCAGCAGCAAGUAUGUCGCAAGACGCAUCGUCAAGCUGGCACAGAACAAGCAGAUACAGAAGUUGAAGGUUCUACGGUUCAUACUGCUCUGCAUCAACUUCAACGCCGCGCUGGUGAGUGGAAGUGGUUCAAAACCAAAGAAGAUUCCAUUCAAGGAUAAACUGGAGGCAUUGAUGGGAGACGAUACGCCAGCAGGGUGUGUCUUGGCGAUCAGAAGGAAAUUUGCCCCCGAAACCGGCGACAUGCCUCGUUGGAAUAUCGACAACCUCAUAACCCACGUGGCUGCGGCAGCACUUAUCGUUGACGACCACGAGGUCGAUGUCAACGAUUUACGGGAAGAUCUCAAGCUCGAGAACAAAGAAAUCAGACAGUACUACAUGGAGCUGGGAUGCAAAGUCUCUGCGCCUACGCAAACCGAUAUGACCAAGUGGAAACUGAGCAAGGCUGAGAGUACCAAUCACUUCAUAGCGAAACUGAAGCUGCCGCUGUCGUUCCCGAAGGUACAUGGUCCCCCGAGGAAACGGGGAUGA
Cucurbitaria berberidis CBS 394.84 is the source of this 1335-nucleotide messenger RNA. Its product is annotated as DNA-directed RNA polymeras-like protein I 49 kDa polypeptide. Gene Ontology annotation, biological process: transcription elongation by RNA polymerase I; nucleolar large rRNA transcription by RNA polymerase I; RNA polymerase I preinitiation complex assembly. The record is from RefSeq and is a predicted model, not a curated record. Bases 1 to 1335 code for a protein of 444 amino acids. Gene Ontology annotation, cellular component: RNA polymerase I complex. Lineage: Eukaryota; Fungi; Ascomycota; Dothideomycetes; Pleosporales; Cucurbitariaceae. Gene Ontology annotation, molecular function: DNA binding. The transcript is spliced from 4 exons.